Molecule: messenger RNA, 4824 nt
Organism: Toxorhynchites rutilus septentrionalis
Lineage: Eukaryota; Metazoa; Arthropoda; Insecta; Diptera; Culicidae
Exons: 1
Coding region: 1-4824 (1607 amino acids)
Biological process (GO): DNA integration
Molecular function (GO): zinc ion binding; nucleic acid binding
Source: RefSeq, a predicted model, not a curated record
AUGGGGAAGAAAACGAAGGCAAACCUGCAACUCCGGGAGGCUGUCAUCGGAUUCGUAUACCGGACCGAAAAGUUUGUUAAGAACUACGACGCUGACACCGACGUCCACCAACUGCAAGAACGGAUAGCAAAACUGGAUGAGAAGUGGACCGAAUUUGAAAGCGUCCAAGGUGACAUUGAGGAAUUGGAGGAGGAUGAAAAUAACAUGGCGGCCCAUGAGCAGUUUCGAGCGGAUUUCGAGGAGCUGUUUUUUAAGGUAAAGGCAGGGUUGAGGUCCAAGCUACCAUUCUCUCCACCCUCUCCCACCGCUACUUUUUCCAUUAGAGAUAGGAAUGUGGGUGCAUGUACUGGCAUUCGCUUGCCCAAGAUCAGCUUGCCAGAGUUCAGUGGGGAAUACGAUAAAUGGCUGCCAUUCUUUGAUACUUUCCGAUCAUUGAUUCAUGAAAACACGGAUUUAAAUCAGAUCCAAAAAUUUCAUCAUUUGCGAGCGUCUCUAAGGGGUGAAGCACUUAAGGUGGUUGAUUCUUUCCAAAUGAGCGAAGCUAGUUAUGGGGUCGCCUGGUCCGCCUUGGUGAAACGUUAUUCGAAUAAAUACCUUCAGAAGAAACGCCAUGUAAACGCGAUGUUGCAAUACCCGAAAGUGAAGAAGAGGUCGGCAAAUAGAAUACACGAGUUAUUUGAAUGCUUCGAUCGACAUACGAAAAUUCUCGAUCAACUGGGAGAAAUUACUACGGACUGGGGAGCGAUGUUGAUGCAGCUGUUGGUAUCAAAACUUGACGAUGAGUCGCUGAAGGACUGGGAGGAGCGUGCGGUCAAGAAAGACGAUCCUGUUUUCGCAGAUGUUAUGGAGUUUCUUGAAGGACAGACACGGAUCCUGGAUGCUGUAGCGGUCGAUCGACGUUCGGAGAAUCUGCCAUCACAUUUCUCCACCGCUAACUCCAGCUUCAAGAAAUCGGGUUCCAAAUUUUCUGUGCAUGCAACCACGGACACUCCCUCGAUGCAGUGUCUUCAAUGCAACGGUCGACAUUACAUCACAAGCUGUCCUGCAUUUGGCCAGAUGUCAUUAGAGAAACGUUUCCAAGUAGUCAACUCUAAGAAGCUGUGCAGUAACUGUUUGAAACAAGGUCAUCUGAAUCGUGACUGCACUUCGCGUUUCCGUUGUCGCACUUGUAGCAAGAAACACCAUUCUCUUCUCCACCCUGGAAUAGACGCGGCGGUUUUCACUCCAACUGUUAAUCCAACUACGCAGGUGCCGUCUUCGAAUCGGCAACAAACAAGCCCUUCCACACAUGUGGUUUCAACAGACGAUUCUUUGCAAACGGUGCAGAGUUCAGUGGCCACAAUUUUCGCUUCCAACGUCGCGACAGAACAUCGAGAGUAUCAUGUCUUCCUUUCCACGGUACUGGUGUCGGUAAAGGACUGCAACGGGCGGUCACAUCUGGCAAGGGCGCUUUUGGACAGUGGGUCACAGGCAAAUCUUAUCUCGGAUCGUCUGUGUCAGAUUCUCAAGUUACCUCGGAAAGGAGUUAGUGUGCCGAUUUCUGGUAUUGGUAGUUCUACUUUUCGAGUUUCACAUUCCGUGUCGACGACGAUUUCAUCUCGAAUAAGCGAUUACUCAGUACCGAUGGAAUUCUUUGUAAUGAAGAAAGUGACUGAGGACCAACCAUCAGCGACUAUCCCCAUUGGAGACUGGAAUCUUCCAACCGACUUCGAGUUAGCUGAUCCAGGGUUCAACAAACGUGGUGCGAUUGACCUUCUUCUCGGAUUGGAAUAUUUCUACGAGUUCCUCCUGCUCAAUGGUGGCCGGGUUCAAAUCCAGCGCAUAGGCAACGGGCGUCCACUAUUCGUCAACACAGUAUUCGGGUGGGUUGCAGCAGGAAAGGUUAACUUAGGUCGAAUGAAUCCAGUUCCCGUUUGUCAUGUGGCAGUUGACAACUCAUUGGAGCAGAAGAUCGAGCGAUUCUGGACUAUUGAGGAGAUUCAGGACGUUCCGCGGCUAACACAAGAAGAAAUCGAUUGCGAAAAUCAUUAUAAAGUCACGUUUUCGCGUGACACCGAAGGACGAUAUGUGGUUCGGCUCCCAACACGAUUGGGUUUCGAAAAGAUAACCUCGGGAGACUCAAGAGAAAUGGCGGUACGGCGAUUGAUUCAGCUGGAGAGGCGUUUUAAGCGGGAUGAAGAUUUGCAUAAGCGGUACAGUGAUUCCAUACGAGACUACUUGAUCAACGGGCACAUGUUAUUGGUCGAAAAUGUGGAGGAACGGUCUGAGCAUCGGCUCGUGUGUUACUUGCCACAUCAUCCGGUCAUCAAGGAGACCAGCACGACAACAAAGAUUCAACCAGUGUUCGAUGGAUCAGCCAAGACAACCAGUAAUUAUUCCCUUAACAAUGCACUGAUGACGGGACCGGUUAUUCAGGAUCAACUAAUUGAUCUGAUCUUACGUUUCCGCAAGCACAAGGUAGCGUUAGUCGCAGACAUCGAAAAGAUGUACCUACAGGUGAAGGUGCAUUCGGACGACUGUCCACUCCAACGCAUUCUCUGGCGGUUCUCUCCAUCCGAUCCGAUAAAGACUUACGAGUUACAACGGGUAACAUUUGGUUUGGCGCCCACUUCUUUCCUCGCUACUCGAUCACUCCAGCAGUUGGCGGAAGAUGAAGGCGAUGCGUUCCCACGAGCGAAAGCGGCGCUCGUCGACGAUUUCUAUAUAGACGAUUACAUCGGAGGCGCUGAUUCUGUGGAAGAAGCGGUAUUACUGAGACAGGAACUUGAGCAGUUGUUACCAAAAGGUGGUUUUCGAUUGCGCAAAUGGAAUUCCAGUACGGAAGGCGUGCUGGAAGGCGUAUCUGCAGAAGAUUUAGGAACGCAAACUACAUUGGUGCUCGACAAGGAAGAGCAAGUGAAGGCGCUAGGUGUCAUUUGGAAACCGGGGCCGGAUGUACUUGGUAUCGACGUCUCCACAUCUAGCAUAAUCGGUUGCCGGACUAGGCGACAGGUGUAUUCGGUCAUUGCACGACUUUUCGACCCACUCGGACUCAUUGGUCCAGUCAUAACAUGGGCCAAGGUUCGGAUGCAGCAGCUCUGGGUGGCUGCCCAAGAUUGGGACGAGCCACUUUCACAGGAAUUAACGGAACGGUGGGCUCAAUUCUACGAACAACUUCCUCUCCUCUCUAAUGUGAAGGUGAAUCGUUUCGCCUUCUGCUCGCAGCCAUACCUGGUGCAGUUUCACAUCUUCUCAGAUGCGUCGGAGGCGGCGUAUGGGGCGUGUAUUUAUGCUCGAACGAUUAGUCAAACGGGACUGAUCAAGGUGGAGUUAUUGUCAUCAAAAUCACGACCAGCACCGCUGAAAAGGGUCAGCAUCGCAAGGUUGGAGCUCUGCGGGGCGUUGCUCGCAGCGAAACUCUACCAAAAAGUACGACAUGCGCUAAAGAUGGACGACACUGAAGCUUGGUUUUGGUCUGAUUCGACGGUGGUCCUUUGCUGGUUGAGAUCACCAUCCUACUGGAAUAAUCCCAAACGGUAUGAAGAUCCACCGGAAGACCAAUUAGAACGAAAACGGAUCAUUUUAACCGCUUUAACACAUAUGGAACCACAUCCACUAAUCGACCGUAUCUCAUCGUACUGGAAGUUGCUUCGAGUAACAGCUAUUUGUUUACGCUUCGCGCGGAAAUGUCAGCGUCGACACAACGAAAUUCCUGACAUCUCUCACAUCAGUGUCGCAGAACUGCAAGUCGCAAAACAAGUUUUGGUUCGUCAGGUGCAGCAGGAAGCGUUCGCUACAGAGCUUAAGGAGCUAUCCAAUCAUCGCGUCGUCCCAGUCCGUUCACCGCUGAAACUCCUCAACCCGUUUCUCGAUCAGCAAGGCGUACUCCGUGUUGGUGGCCGGCUUGAAGCCGCGAACGAAUCGUUUCCCGUAAGGCACCCCAUCAUCAUCCCUAGCAAACACUCGUUCUCGCGUCUUGUCGCUGUUGCAUACCAUCAGCUCUCCCUUCACGCUGGCCCACGUAUGACGCUCGCACAAGUCCGCCAGGAAUAUUGGCCCCUGAAUGGCAUGUCUCUAGCAAGCUAUACUUACCGGAAUUGCAUUCGCUGUUUCCGAAGCAACCCUGUCCCUGUCACUCAACCUCCCGGACAGCUUCCUCGUUCUCGAACACUUCCCGCUCGACCUUUUGCCACUACUGGCGUAGAUUUCUGUGGACCAAUCUACCUCAAACCCGUUCACCGCAAAGCUGCAGCGCAGAAGGCCUACAUCGCUGUUUUCGUCUGCUUCUGUACCAAAGCAGUUCACUUGGAGUUAGUGGGCGAUUUGUCGACAGCUAAAUUCAUCGCCGCUCUUCGUCGUUUCGUUGGAAAACGAGGCGUUCCUGCCGAAAUCCAAUCGGACAACGGGCUCAAUUUCAAAGGAGCUAGCAACGAACUCCGAGCGCUAUACGAUCUGCUCAAUGAUUCCUCAAGCGCAACCACCAUUAGCAACGAAGCGGCUCAGAAUGGAAUCGUGUGGAAAUUCAUUCCACCGAAAGCUCCAAACUUCGGUGGUCUUUGGGAAGCCGCCGUCAAAUCCGCUAAGUCUUCUCUGGUGAAACUUCUCGGACAACCUCGGCUGUCGUUCGAGGAUAUGACCACCGUUCUUGGUCAGGUUGAAGCGGUAAUGAAUUCUCGCCCUUUGACACCUCUUUCCGAGGUCCCCGACGAAUUGGAUGUCCUGACCCCGGGUCAUUUUCUCACCGGAUCUUCGCUGUUGGCGAUUCCAGAUCCGGACUAUACAGGCGUUCCAACCAAUAGGCUCGAACACUACCAACAACUUCAACAGCUCAUCCAGCAGCACUGA